This is a messenger RNA of Arachis stenosperma, 404 nucleotides long. RefSeq lists its product as uncharacterized. Lineage: Eukaryota; Viridiplantae; Streptophyta; Magnoliopsida; Fabales; Fabaceae. The record is from RefSeq and is a predicted model, not a curated record. The transcript is spliced from 2 exons. Bases 9 to 389 code for a protein of 126 amino acids.
UUGAGCAUAUGACUAACCCAAACGCUCAUUUUUCUUUAGUUUUUCUUGCUUUUCUCUUAUCUUGUCUAGUCUUUAGUGAUGAACAGUCCGAAGAAGGUUCAAUAAGUGCUGGCUCCUAUGACUUUCAGUGGCGGAUUCCUAAAGUUAAAACGAAUUGCAAUAAUACUACUCAUUCACUUAGAUAUUAUCCUAGCGCAAAUCAUGCUCAUGCUCCUCCUCCUCCUCCCCGCCGUCGGCGUCGCGAUCGUGCUCCGAAUGCCAUCCGCCGACACCGCCUCCGUCCCCGUCCACUUCCAGAGAUAGAUCCAUUAUUUCCAUGGAUACCUCAACCCAAGGCUUUGCCACCUCUGCCAAGGCCUCCGUCUAUGCCUUCUCAUCAUCAUCAGUAAGAUGCGUCCACUUAU